CCAUCCAAGACAGCGGGUGGCAGUAUGAUAGUCACCCAUGUGAACGGAAGAGGAUGUUUGACCGCCGCAUCGAUACACUUCCUCUUCAGAUCAUCUUCUGACAAGGAGAAGCUUCCACACCGCUGCAGAUAAACAUGCCUGGGGUCCUGAGGACUGUCGCGGCCCGUGCCGCUCCUACCCUGCGAGCAGCCGUUGGGACUCAGCGGGCCAGUCUUUACACCAGACCGGCCAAGGACAAGCUCGGUCCCGUGGAAACCGCCAUUGGACUGGGGAUGUUUUCUCUGGCUAUCCUGGGACCAUCUGGCUGGAUUCUUGCUCACCUUGAGGACUACAAAAAGAAAGAAUAAAAUGGACAUUUUAGCUGUCUUACCUGGUCUGUCCAGCUUGCUGUCAUAGUCACUCCAGUAAUAACCUGGGACCAUCACUACCAAAUUCCCUGGAAUAGAAGAAAAAUUGUGGAACAAGGUUUUUAACCCUUCACUGUCGUACUGCUACCUCUCUGACAGUUUACUCUCCUCCACCCAGAUGUCAGUUUUAAAGAAAGAUUUGCUUAACAAUUGAUGGUGCUACAUCAAUUGAAUAUUGUAUUGGACAUCUUCCCUCAUAAGGAGUAUGUUACACUGAUAUUAAAUCUUACUUAAAUACAACA
This is a messenger RNA of Myripristis murdjan (pinecone soldierfish), 649 nucleotides long. It is a transcript of the gene cox8a, whose product is annotated as cytochrome c oxidase subunit 8A. Gene Ontology annotation, cellular component: respiratory chain complex IV; mitochondrion. Bases 135 to 347 code for a protein of 70 amino acids. Gene Ontology annotation, biological process: mitochondrial electron transport, cytochrome c to oxygen. Lineage: Eukaryota; Metazoa; Chordata; Actinopteri; Holocentriformes; Holocentridae. The record is from RefSeq and is a predicted model, not a curated record. The transcript is spliced from 2 exons.